AAUUUUCUUCCAGUCAGAAAAGCUUUUUCUUGAAGUGACGUUCUUGUUUUAAGACGAGAUUAAUCGCCGGAUAAUCCCGUUAUGUAGUCGGGGCUUUAUUAAAAUAUAAAUUAAGCGAAUUAAUGAACACGUGAGAGCGUAUAUCAUCAUCGAUUCCAUUCCUGAGGUGAUUCUCGUGCAUAAUGGAGCACCCCCCGACCCUUUUGGACCCUUACGAACAGCAGCUGCUAAAAGUGUUCAACAGUCACGACUUGGGCAACUGCGGCAGCCUGGACAAAGACGGGCUGUCGCAGUUGUGCAUCACCCUACAGCUCGAGGAACAGGGAAACGAGCUGAUCAGAUGUCUGUUGAACGAAAAAAGGUCCAGAGCCAACUUUGGGGAGUUUAAGGAUGCCUUAUUGAAUUUGUUGGGUAAAAUGCAAAACAACAAAACCAUCUCAGAGAGUCCGUUAAAAGAGCAUAAAACCUUAGUGGAAAUAGACUCGCCGGAUCGAGAAGUUUCGCCAAAAUAUGUAUACGGAAGCAAAAAAUACGGCAGAAGAACCCGACCUAGGGCUGACGAGAUAGUACCAGAAGACCCCGAUCAAAGUAAACAAGGCUCCCCGGUCCAACGAUCCAACUCGCAAAGCGAGGUUUUAACCAAAAAACGAAAAACUAAUUAUAAAUUGAAGCGAUGCACCUCGUUGCCCGGUCAUAAGGACCUGACUAACGCGAAUUUCAUCGCCUCCUCACACUUGAGCUGCGAACCGGAGAUCGUUUGCACCGAGGAGAUGCUGAGGGAGGCCUGGCAAAAGUUGGGAGUCGGUGAGGACGGAUUUUUGAACCAGACCGAGUUGCUGCUGGUCUGUGACGCAAUCGGUUUACAUAAGUUGGCCGACGAGAUAAUCAAACAACUAUCGGUGAACUGCGACCGAAAGAUCAGCUUCAAAGAGGUCCUGGAGGUGAUCCAGAGGGACGAAACCUGGUUCGACGUAUUGAGCGACGAUCGGCUAAACGUGACCGGCAGCAGCACGCGCGAGGAUCUGUUUCCCGAUUCGCAGACGUUCCAGUACGUCACCUUAGGACCGGACGGGGACGGUUUAAUAAAUACGGACACCCUGAUCCGAAUGUGGGAGAACGUGGGCGUACACUCGCCCAAGGAGUUGUUGCACGAGUUGGGAUUCGAUGCGAGAAAAAUCAACAUUGGCGAAUUGGCGGAAGUAUUGGAAAAACAGACUCGUACCAUGCAGGAGGGUACACGUAGCGAGUACCAGGACCCCCAUAUCACGUUACUGCAAGCGAACGUCUCGCUGUACCAAUCGGAAAUCCGUUGUUUAAGGAGCAUUUUGGAGCAACUGCAAGCGGAACGGGAGAAACUGCGGUUGGACGUGAGCGAGGCGAACAAUAGGGCGACGAUGUUGGCCCAGGAGGUCGACGACAACCACGUCAGGAUGGAACAAAAUACGCUUAAUCAAGUGAAAUUAUUGAAGCAACGCCACGCGGACAUGCUAAAAGACUUAACCUCGCAAUACGCGAAGGACAAGGAACAAUUGAGCGUGAUAAAUCAGUCGUUGGAAGAUAAGAUUGCCGCUUUGGAGCAGGAAACUGUAAAAUUGAAGAGUGACCUGGUGGUCGCGCAGAAGUACUCGAUAAACGUGGAAAAGGAGAAUCAGGGGUUGGGUGGGAGGAUAUGCGAGCUGGAGCAGGAUAGAGAGGCGCUCCUGGACAAAGUGGGCGUGUUGGAGACGGAAAAACAGAAACUCAGCGAACUGGGUAAAGAGGAGCACGACACCCUCCUAAGCAAACUGACGCAUUUGCAACAAGAGAAUUCGGGUUUGAAAGACAAAAACGACGAGAUGGAGUCGGAAAUCGAGAAUCUAACCAAUCAGGUUAUGCGAAUGUCGGCGAAGGCGAGCAGCACCCCCACCAGGAGCUACAACACCCUCGAUCAGUCAAUGGAGGAGGACGUGGUGGUGGCGGCGGUUUGUGAGGCCACUUUGGGCCUGGGCGCAAAGAGGAGGAGCAAUUGUUCGCCCAGUAAGGACUUACAGAUGCUGAAAAUGACAGACGGCAGUCCGCGCUUAGGCAAACUAAGGAAAUGCUACAAAUCUCGAACUCCCGAACAGUCGGAAGUUCCGUUCACUUCAAGCGAGAGCGGUUUCGACACCGAACCGGAAUCCCUUUCGACUUCGACGUACGAUUAUGACGAGGUGUACAGGUUACAAGCCCGAGUAGCUUUUCUCGAGCAAGUGCUCUUGCAAAAUAACAUACCUGUACCCACAUACGAGGAAACCGAGAACACGAUAAUAUCGACCAUGCAGCUCACCUGCAGAGUGAAGCAACUAGAAAAGGUCAUUUCCCAGGCCAGGAAUGACAUAAACCGGAUCGUAAACAGAGACGAAAAGUGCCCGAACUGCGAUAGAUUGAGGGACACCUGCGAAAAGUUGGAAACCACUUUGGUGCUGAACGAAUUGGAAACUUGCGUGGAUGAGAGUUCAACGGAUCAAGGAAACCAGACCGAACUGACCAUGGCAAUUAUCGAGGAACGAAUGGACAAACUUGAACGAGAAAACGAGGAGUUAAACGUGAAAUGCUCGGAACUGGAAAACUGCAUCGAAUUACUCAGGAACGAGUAUGAAAAGUGCGAGGACUAUUGGCAAACGAAGGUGGACGAGGAGCGGCAGUUUUUCGAUGCCGAACAGAAGAUCAGCGGUGAGAAGUUGAACGAACUACUAGAGAAGAUGAGGGAGUAUGAAGAACAGUAUGCUACCCAGGAUCUAAUGGACGGUCGUUUACCGCCGAUAGUAGAACAAGAAAACUUGGAAAAACAAUUUACGGAUCUCGAGCAGGAGUUCGACGACUUCCGGGCGUAUCACGAGGGUGAAAUUUUCAAGAAAGAGGAGGAGAUCAGUCUGCUCAAAGAGAAACUGACGGAGAUGGCGCUGAGGCAGCGAAAGAUGCAGGAGGCGGACGCGGAUGCCGAGGAACGGAGGAUAUUGAAUAAAAUGAAGAAUUUCACGAGUUAUAUUAUUGAAAGUAGUUCUAAAUUCUCAGAAGAAAUGCUCCCGCCCCCCGUACCUCAAACCGCCGUCGACCUAUCAAAACUAAACUGGAUCAAACCGGCUCCCAGAUCCGAAACGGAAACUUCCACGGCGAGUUCCUUACCUACAGGAAACUGGCCGUAUCCCGGAGGCAGGGAACAUUUGUCUUUGGGUGACUUACCUUCAUGCUCCUCCAGUCAAAAUUCGACCCCUUGCAGGCCUAAAAGGACCAGGAAGCACGACAAGAACAUUUAUAAGAAAAACCAGCAGGAGCAAGAGAAAAAGAGCGAAACUGGUCAGCAACCUCAGUCUUACCCUUCAGGGGAGCAGUCAGUCGUCUUACCUAUAAGCGCCUUCAAUAACAUCAUGGGCAAAAAGAACUAUUUGGAGCAACGGGUGAGACAUCUGCAAAUGUGCAUGAAGCAGCAACAUUACCACAACGAACAAACGUUACAAUACUAUUGGCAACAGUUCCGUGGCGAACGGGCCGAACUCCAAACGAAACUGAAGUUUUGCCAAGAGAAACUGGACCAUCAGAUGCGCGUUUGUAACGAACAUCUGGACAAACUGCAACGGAACGAUUUGUUCGUCAAGGAUUUGUUCGUCGAGAACGCGUAUCUGUUCGCGAACGUCGAACGGUUGGAGAAACAGUGCCGGAUGCUCGUGCAAGCUCGCGAUUGCUCGAGCUCGGUCUGAUCGAUUGUAUUUGCCAAAUAUCUGAACAAUUUAUUUAUUUUUUUCUAGUACAAAUAAGUUAGGAUUUUAUAAUGACUAUAAUACUUUGUACAGUACGAUUAUUAUUAUUGUUUUGUAUAUAUAGGAGGUACUUAAUCGGAUCUGAACGUUUCGGCUUGAAAAGAAUGUUUAUUCUAAUAUAUUCCAAAGAUUAAUGUAUUUUUAAUAUUACUCGAGCAUUAACCAAUACUAUAACAGUGUUAACGUUUUUUUUUUAAAUUUUUUUGUUUAUUAGUUGCAAUGGAUAUUUCAUUGCUGUUACGUCUUUUUAUCGGGACUAGUAGUCCCUUUUGUGUCAUACGAAGUUACUUAUAGGAAAUAUAUUUGUUUUCUUUAUUAAUGAAAA
This is a messenger RNA of Anthonomus grandis grandis, 4101 nucleotides long. It is a transcript of the gene Bsg25D, whose product is annotated as ninein. The transcript is spliced from 19 exons. Gene Ontology annotation, cellular component: centrosome. Gene Ontology annotation, biological process: microtubule anchoring at centrosome. Lineage: Eukaryota; Metazoa; Arthropoda; Insecta; Coleoptera; Curculionidae. Gene Ontology annotation, molecular function: calcium ion binding. The record is from RefSeq and is a predicted model, not a curated record. Bases 183 to 3716 code for a protein of 1177 amino acids.